This is a messenger RNA of Alternaria rosae, 3059 nucleotides long. Its product is annotated as fungal-specific transcription factor domain-containing protein. The transcript has 3 exons. Lineage: Eukaryota; Fungi; Ascomycota; Dothideomycetes; Pleosporales; Pleosporaceae. Bases 104 to 2878 code for a protein of 924 amino acids. Gene Ontology annotation, cellular component: nucleus. Gene Ontology annotation, molecular function: zinc ion binding; DNA binding; DNA-binding transcription factor activity, RNA polymerase II-specific. The record is from RefSeq and is a predicted model, not a curated record. Gene Ontology annotation, biological process: DNA-templated transcription; regulation of DNA-templated transcription.
UGAGUCUGGUGGUCCUAUGGUGUGACCCGCCCUGGGCGGCACCAGUCGAUGCAAAAGACGUGUACCUCUUUGCAUCCAAACUUCAAUAGGUAGCGCAUCCGGAAUGUACAUCGAAAUCGCGUAUCGCCAUAGGCUCCCGUCCCGUAUUGAUAAACUCGGAUGGCUUCCGGGGUGGAGUGAUCGUGAUCAGCCGAAAGGAGGGUUAGACCGCGCGGGGCCCGCGUGUGGAGUAAUAUCGAUUUAUCCCGAUGCCCGCCGCUCGCUGCAUCCUCCACAUUUGCUUCUUCUUAAUCAGCGCUUUUGCGAUGUCGUGCUGAUGUCGGCUGGGUGGACCAAUUACUCGGUUGGCAAUGGCAGCCAGGCAGGCGAGGACGACGGUCCCGUCUCGGUGGGAGGUGACACUCCCGCGUGCGUUAGCUGCAAGCAACGCAAGCUGCGAUGUUCGCGCGAGACACCCUCGUGCUCGCAUUGCUUGAGGCUGUCCUCUGAAUGUGUUUAUCAGCCAAAGAACAAACCUGGGCUUAAGCCCGGAGCUGUUGAGGCGUUGACCCGCCGCGUCGCUUUUCUGGAGAGGAUACUCCUAGAUGACGCGGGAAAUGUACUGCCACGGUAUAGAGAUGACGAUACCACGACGAAUGGCCGUGCCGUCGCGCAUGAAAGCCCCAAUGUUGUAAAGGAAUGCGCACCUCGCGUUGAGGAACACGCGCCGUGUACCGCGCCUACUCCUGAUUAUGGCCACAUCCAACAAUCCGCAGAGGAUGGAUCCAGAGGCUCCGAAGAAGAGAACAGGGUGUCCAAUCCGUUGAAAAGAAGAUUCGAAGUGCCAAUUGCUGAGAGUUGGCUUUUCCCUUUUGAAGAUGUUGAUAUCGCGCAGCACCUGCCGUCUCAACCACUGCUCGAGAAGGUUGCAGACUUCUUCUGCAUCUCGUUCCAUCAUUGGAUCCCAUAUAUCCAUAAGGCGAGACUCCAAACACGAGUGCGCCAAGGUUGUCAGGAUCCAGGCCACGUGCUGGUCCUUCACGCUUUAGUCGCCGUUGCUCUGCGACAUAUGGACCCCAACGUACUAUACCUGGACAACGAUCAGAUUCUUCAGCAGACGAGGGUGUCCCGGAUGAUUGUGGAAACGCAUGCGAUGCGUAAUGUCACUAUUGAAAGCUUGCAGGCCCUCAUCUUUCUAGUUUUUGAUCUUCUCAAUGAUGGCCAAACGCAGAGAGCAUGGCCGCUGAUAGGAUCGCUCACGAGGACUAUAGACUACCUGCAACUUACUACCGAGCCAUCGACAUCACAGUCAGGGUCACUUAUGACGCCUGUGCGUUUGGUGAAGCCCUCAAACGACUGGACGGAGUUGGAAGAGCGGCGAAGAUUAUUCUGGAUCAUAUUUCUGCUCGAUCGAUAUUGUUCGGUGUCUACAGGAUGGAACACCAGUCUCACAGCAGAUGAUGUGCACCGUCGGUUACCGGCAGACGGCGGUUUCUUCACGAGAGAAGAGCCGGUGACCACUCCCUACUUCGGUAUCUGGAAUAAGGCCGCUGCUCGCAUCGGGCGCUCACUAGCAAAUGUGCCCGCGCAAUACAACGAAGAAGACCCAGGAGUCGACCACUUGCCCCCAGGAGCCAGCCCCAAUUCCGCCAACGGCUACAUUGAUGCUUCUAAGCUAGGCGCAUUCGCAUACUGCGUCGAAGCAACCGAGAGUUUGAGUCAAGUGACGACAUUCUUCCUUCAACAAAGGAUCAACUGGCAAGACAAGGAGCAUGCAGUCAGUUGGCUGACACGCUUCAAGGAGCUAGACUUGAGACUCGUGCAGUGGAAAAUCUUCCUGCCCCCUAGAUGGAAGGACUCCAAUAUCUCAUCAGACAGGACUGUAGUCGACAUGGAUCCUAAUCUAACACUAGCACACAUUACGCAUAAUACAUCGAUGAUACUACUGCAUCACCCAAUCGGAUACCCGCCCCGUGGAUGGAACGACUUCGUCGCAUUACCAAAAGAAUGCAGUGCCCAGACCUGCGAGCUCGCCGCCGUAGAGACUUCAAACAUCGUCGACAAGUUCCUUACUCACACGCCUAUACCCUUCGUCAACGUUCAAUUCUCAUUCUGCGCCUUCAUCGCCGCCAAAGUAUUACUCUUCGAACACCAAGCCACCCGCAAACCUCUACGAUCAGAAUUUCACCGCCUGAUCCAUAAUCUCGAGGAAAUGGCCGCAAGAUGGAAAGGGAAUAACACAGACAACACAAAACUCAACAACCAAGCAGGAAUAUACGCAAACCACCUUAAACGGCUACUCGAAGCCUGUCAAAACGACGCGAAUUUCCGCUUCGACUUUUACGACCACAAUGGACUGACCCUCGACCCACAAAAUUACGCCAGUCCGACUUAUGCGGCAACACCACAAGCGCGCUCCAGAAGCCUCGCACACGAGCGUUCUUUGAUGAGGAGCCACGGACGCACUAACAGCUUCGCCAGUUCGCAGUCAACCCUCAGUCCACGCCGCAUCCCACCGCCCGACGCAAUACGCAACAUAACCAUGCCCUCUCCCAGCAUCUACGAGCAACAUCACCCGCGCCUCCCAACCGCACACGCGAUAUCACCAUCCAGACAACCACCAACUCCAAUAUACGCUUCGCCACAAGUACCAGCUUCUUACCCGAGCCAUACCCCAUUACCGUAUCAACAGCCCGGAAACGGAGUUCCUACAUCUGGCCCCUCUCUCGCUCCAUACGGAAAUGCCGGUGCGACGGGAAACCAACAUAGCGUCCAGGACCAGUCUCUGCUUAAUCUAUCAGAUGCGUUUAUGGAUAGCCAUUUCCUGGAUAUGGAUCGUGUUAUCACGUUUGAAGAUGCGAAUUUCUUUAUUCCGGGGGAUGCGUUUCGGUGGCAGUAGGGUGAAGUGGGAAGUGUCGUGACGUUAAUAAUGGGAGAUGCGGUAUAGUUUGUUAAGUAUGUUAAUAGAGAUGAAUGUGCAAGUUUGUGGGCAAGUGUUAUAGAUACUGGGCCUGCAAAUAGUAGAAGCAAGUGCUAUAUCGAUAUGGAUAUUUAUGAAUGAUUCUAAGAAACGCAACGAG